CGAUGUCAAAUAUAAAAGCCAGGUGGCAGGCGACGGAUCGUUACAGUUUUGCAAAAUAUUUUCGCGGGACACCGUCAGUUUCACAAUUUCAUUCGGCGGGACUGUUCGCACGGGACCAUGAACAGCAUUCUCUUUUUCGUCUGCGUUCUCGCUGCCUGCGUGACAACCCAAGGAUACCAGAUUCGACAAUUAGCGGACGUGCUGGACAUAUCGAGGGAUCAGUUCGACGAAUGCGUGAAAAACAAUGGAUUAAACGACGACGACUUCUCGAAGAUCCAUCCGCUUUUAUUCAAAACCGAGAUGAGCGAGGACGAGAAGAAUUUAAUGAAGAACUUCAGCUGCUUCAUGGCCUGUACCUUCGAGAACGCGAAAAUCAUGAAGGACGAUAAAGUUGAACUGAAACCUUUGUUGAAGAUAGUGGAGAAAAGCAAUAUUUUCUUGAAUCCAGAGAUAAAAGAGAUUUUGAACGACUGUGUCGACGAAGCGGGAAAGCGGUCUGACAAAUGCGACGCGGCCUUCGAUUUCUCAAGCUGCAUGCUACGAAAACUUCGGUAUGGCUGAAAAUAGCUCGAUGACUGAUAAUAAGCCAAUCCAAAUAGCAUCGCACUGUAAUUGCUUUGUAAACUGCUGAAGCGA
Nomia melanderi (Alkali bee) is the source of this 636-nucleotide messenger RNA. Its product is annotated as pheromone-binding protein Gp-9-like. Lineage: Eukaryota; Metazoa; Arthropoda; Insecta; Hymenoptera; Halictidae. Gene Ontology annotation, molecular function: odorant binding. The record is from RefSeq and is a predicted model, not a curated record.